AUGGCGACAGUCUGCUAUCUCAUCGGCCAGCCUGUUGCAUCUUUCCUCGUCAUCAAGCCGAAGUCGAGUUGCUCGAGGUUCUACCUACACCGCCGCGUGAACUCCGCACAGAAGGCACCAUCUCAGGCCAUGAGCGGGAAUAAUGAAUCCGCGGCAGGCAAGGAACAUGAAGAACACGCUUUAGGCAAAAUGGCAUCAAUACACCAAGUGCCCAGCCAUAUAUCUGCAGAUAGCAGGUCAGUGAACGAGAGGGGCAACAGCGACGCCUCCUCUACCAGGAACGGAGACAUCGAGAAGGAUGCUGGCUCGAGCUUGACAAAGGCCGAGGAGAACCCAGAAGAGGAACCCGAGAGGGAUCCAAAUAUUGUCGAUUUCGAUGGACCUGAUGACCCGGAAGAUCCUAUGAACUGGAGCAACACGAAGAAAUGGGGCACGGUACUCCUGGUCUCUGCCAUCACCUUCCUGACGCCACUUGCGAGUUCGAAUUUUGCUCCAGGUGUGCCAGAGAUUAUGGCAGAGUUCCAUUCAACAAGCCGAUUGCUCGCCAGUUUCAUGGUGUCCGUCUUUGUCCUUGGAUUCGCUGUCGGACCGUUGCUUAUUGCGCCACUCUCAGAGAUGUAUGGACGGUUACCGAUGUACCACGCUUGUAACCUUUUGUUCGUCAUCUUCACCGUCGCAGCGGCCGUGUCGAAUAGCAUGGCCCAAUUCAUCAUUUUUCGGUUUCUCAUGGGCUGUUGGGGAGGUGGUCCCAUGGUUCUUGGUGGAGGCACGAUUGCGGAUCUUAUACCACAUAGACACCGAGGAACUGCAAUGGGUAUUUGGAUGAUGGGAGUUACGAUUGGACCCUGCGUUGGACCCAUUAUUGGAGGCUAUCUCGGCGAGGCAAGAGGCUGGCGCUGGAAUUUUUGGUUCGUUGCUAUCGUCGCUGGCGCGUUCUUCGUCAUUUCUCUGAUCAUGAUGAAAGAGACCUCACCGGUUAUCAUCCUGGAACGUAAAACCAAGCGCCUACGCGCUGAGACGGGUAACGACAAGCUACGGUCCAAACUUGCCAGCGACAUGUCGACCGCGCGGUUAUUGAAACACUCCCUGAUUCGUCCUGCCAAGAUGCUCUUCCGCUCAACCAUUUGCUUCGCACUCUCGCUCUACGUUGCCAUCACAUAUGCGUACCUUUACAUUCUGUUCACAACCUUCUCGGUUGUUUACAGCGAGGUGUACGGUUGGAAUGGUGGUAAUGCGGGCCUCGCAUUCGUGGGCAUAGGAGUCGGCUCCAUCAUCGGGCAAAUCACAUACGUUCGCCUCGGCAACUACCUCGUCAACAAACACAUUAAACGAGGGGACUUUAAACCAGAGCAUCGGCUCUACAUCAUGACCAUGGGCGGAAUCUGGCUUCCCCUCGGCCUAUUCAUGUAUGGCUGGGGUACACAUUACGGGGUGCACUAUAUCGUUCCCCAGAUCGCGACAGCGUUUGUCGGCUUUGGCCUGUUGCUCAUCUUCAUGCCGGCGUCUACCUAUCUGGUCGAUGUAUACACCGUGCAUGCUGCAAGUGCGAUGACGGCCAUGACGGUGCUUCGAUCACUCAUGGCGGCCUUUGUUCCACUGAGCAGUCGCGCCAUGUAUGAUGCGAUGGGGUACGGUUGGGGGAAUUCGUUGUUGGGCUUUGUAUCGCUGGCGCUCGUCCCGAUACCCUUUCUUUUCAUCAAGUAUGGUGAGGGAAUACGGGCAAGGAGCACAGUGAAGCUGUGA
Plenodomus lingam JN3 is the source of this 1743-nucleotide messenger RNA. NCBI's taxonomy places the organism in Eukaryota, Fungi, Ascomycota, Dothideomycetes, Pleosporales, Leptosphaeriaceae. The record is from RefSeq and is a predicted model, not a curated record.